GAGUGGCGUCAAACCACGAUUUAUAUAUACGGUGAUAUGAUCGUUGCAACAUUUAUACCAUUCUUUUUAGCCGUGCAACUUCCUAUCGAGGAUGGUGCGUGGCGGUAUGGACCAGAGUACAUCUUCACUGUUCACAUGAACAUGACAGGGACACCGCAGUGUUCUCGUUCAGCAUGCGGUAAUCCGUCCGGCUAUCGUAUCACCUCUCGGUUGCAUUGCAUCCCGAAGAGGAAUAAUACUCUGAUCUGUAGCCUUAGGUACGUCGAUGGCUUUGAUUUUGGUAUGAUCGGCGAGGAAGACAAUACCCGAAUGAACCGACGCAAAAAUAUCACUGAAGCGCCUAUCGAGCUACUUUUUGAUGAAAAAGGCAUCGAGAAUAUCAUCACAAGCCAACUGACGCGGACCUAUGACCUUAACAUUUUGAAGAUAGUGGCCGAGCAGCUGCAUCCCGGCGACAAUUUUAAUAAUAUCGGGGAUGGCACAUUUGAAGGUGAAACCGCAUCUACCAUAGGCCGAUGCAACGCCACCUUCGAUGUGUAUUAUCAUUCUGGGGCUGAAAAUCCGAACGAGACAAGAUUUCGAUUAAAACUAUUACCACCGAAAUUGCAUAUUACUUCCACAGAGACUCUUAUCAUCAAUAAGCAGACGAAUCUUAAUCAUUGCAGCUGCUACGCAGACAAUUAUUUUGGCAAAUAUGGUGAUACGAUUGUCCAUCAACGCUUGCAAGCGGAUUUAAAUAUUAUGAUUAGUCAUAUGGAAAUCGGUGAAACGAGUUUUAGUUCAUCAACAACAAGGAAGGGUACAUCGGUUUCAAACUACAAGACAUAUAAUAUAAUCGAAAUUACAACAAUAAUCUUGGAAGACAUUCAGCCUGCCGCGAGAGAUCCGAUUCCGAUCGUGAACCCGGGUGAGACCAAGAUACUUGCUAAUCAUGACAUAAGAAGUAUUCCUACUUCCUAUUAAUAAUAAUUAUUAACAAUGCUAAUGUUAUGAAUACAAUUAAGUUAAUUCUAAAAGAAAAUAAUAAAAAUCUCUAGAAAUGCAAACCUAUUAUAUAAAAUGAUAGAUAUUCAAAUUUACUAUACGUAUAUUAUUUAUAAAGUCUGACCGAAACUUUUGCCGAAACUGAACCGAAACACUCGAUUACAUGUCAAUUUCAAUCGAAACCGAAAUCAAAAUUAAAAAAUAGGAAUUCUAUAAAGGCCAUAUGUAUAGACAUGCCCAUAUAUAUCAUAUACUUUUUCUUCAUAAAUAUCAUAAUUUAUUGAAAU
Messenger RNA from Trachymyrmex septentrionalis, 1271 nucleotides. RefSeq lists its product as uncharacterized. Gene Ontology annotation, molecular function: lipid carrier activity. NCBI's taxonomy places the organism in Eukaryota, Metazoa, Arthropoda, Insecta, Hymenoptera, Formicidae. Gene Ontology annotation, biological process: lipid transport. The coding region runs from base 37 to 963 and encodes 308 amino acids. The record is from RefSeq and is a predicted model, not a curated record. The transcript is spliced from 3 exons.